CGCGCUCUGUCGCCGGAGCGCGCGCUCGCAGUCACCGCCACCCACCAGCUCCGGCACCAGCAGCAUCGCCGCCGCCACCGCCCACCUUCUGCCGCCGCCGCCACAGCCACCUUCUCCUCCUCCGCUGUCCUCUCCCUUCCUCGCUCUCUGUCAACUAUCAGGUGAGCCUUGAACCAGGAUGGCUGAGCCCCGCCAGGAGUUCGACAUGAUGGAAGAUGAUGCUGGGACGUAUGGGCUGGGGGACAGGAGAGAUCAGGGGGACUAUCCCCUGCUCCAAGACCAGGAGGGUGACACGGACCACGGCCUGAAAGAAUCUUCCCUACAGACCCCUGCUGAUGAUGGAUCUGAGGAACCAGGCUCAGAAACCUCUGAUGCUAAGAGCACUCCGACGGCCGAAGAUGUGACGGCGCCCUUAGUGGAUGAGAGAGCCCCCAGCGAGCAGGCUGCCAGCCAGCCCCCCACAGAGAUACCAGAAGGAACCACAGCUGAAGAAGCAGGCAUUGGAGACACCCCCAACCUGGAAGACCAAGCUGCUGGACACGUGACUCAAGAGGAGUUGAGAGUUCCGGGCCAGCGGAGGGAGGUUCCUGAGAGGCCCCUGGCCACUGGGCUUAGCUCUCAAGUCCAGCCUGGACACAGCAGAGAUGCUUCUGGGGUCUCAGUGCCGCCUCUCGGGGAGAAACCACCAGAAGCUCCCGUCCCAGGGAUGGCUCACCUUCCUCAGCAUCCUCCCAUCUGCCCGGUGCCUGCUCCAACUGGAGGUCCUUGGGAAUCCCCCCAGGAGUGGGGACCAAAGCGUGGGGGCUGGGCCAUGGAGGGUCUGGCCUCUGCACAGCCCAUCUCCCCUGGAUACGUCCACGCCGAGACUGAGAGUUUCAAGACUGUUCAGGAAAGCUUCCUCAGGGAGCCAGGGCGUCGUGCAGGUGAGGCCUCAGCCCCAGAGAUCCUGGAUCUGAGCCACCAGUCCAUGAGCGACAUGCCUAAAGGCCCCAGAGAGGCCACACCUCAGCUUUUGGGGACAGGACCUGAGGACACAGAAGGAAGCCACCGCAGCUCUGAGCUGCUUAAGCACCAACUUUGGAGAGACCUGCACCAGGAGGGGCCACCUCUGAAGGGGCACCAGGGCAAAGAGAGCCUGGGGGGAAAAGAAGAGGUUGACGAAGACCGCGACAUCGAUGAGUCCUCACCCCAAGACUCCCCUGCCUCCCAGAUCUCCCCAGCCCGAGGCGGGCCUGCCCCCCAGACAGUCUCCAGAGAAGCCACUGGCAUCCCUGGCUUCCCAGCUGAGGGUGCCAUCCCCCUCCCUGUCGAUUUCCUCUCCAAAGUUUCUGCAGAGACCCAGGCCUCGGAGUGCCACGGGCCCCGCUCAGGGCCGCCGCUGGAAGGACAGGGUGCUGUCCCUGAGUUCACAUUCCACGUGGAGAUCAAAGCCAACGUGCAGAAGGAGCGGGCACAUUCGGAGGUGGAUUUGCCAGGGGCUGCGCCGCUGGGGGCCCCUGGAGAGGAGCAGGAGGCCCAGGGCCCCUUGGUGGGAGAGGACACAAAAGAGGCUGACCUUCCAGAACCAUCUGAGAAGCAGCCUGCGGCUGGUCUGCAGGGGAGAACCAUCAGCCGAGUCCCUCAACUCAAAGCUCGCAUGGUCAGUAAAGGCAAAGAUGGGACUGGAAGCGAUGACAAAAAAACAAAGACAUCCACACCUUCCUCUGCUAAAACCCUGAAAAAUAGGCCUUGCCUUAGCCCCAAACGCCCCACUCCUGGUAGCUCAGACCCUUUGAUCAAACCCUCCAGCCCUGCCGUGUGCCCAGAGCCAUCCUCCUCUCCUAAACACGUCUCUUCUGUCACACCCCGAACUGGCAGUUCUGGAGCAAAGGAGAUGAAACUCAAGGGGGCUGGAACGAAGAUCGCCACACCCCGGGGAGCAGCCCCUCCAGGCCAGAAAGGCCAGGCCAAUGCCACCAGGAUUCCAGCAAAAACCACACCUUCCCCCAAGACACCACCCAGCACUGCUCCCAAGCAAGUGCAAAGAAAACCACCGCCUGCAGGGGCAAACUCUGGGAGAGGUGAGCCAGCAAAAUCAGGGGAUCGCAGCGGCUACAGCAGCCCCGGCUCCCCGGGCACUCCAGGCAGCCGUUCCCGCACCCCGUCCCUGCCAACCCCGCCCGCCCGGGAGCCCAAGAAGGUGGCAGUGGUCCGUACUCCACCCAAAUCGCCGUCUUCAGCCAAGAGCCGCCUGCAGACUGCCCCCGUGCCCAUGCCGGACCUGAAGAACGUCAGGUCCAAGGUCGGCUCCACCGAGAACCUGAAGCACCAGCCUGGAGGCGGGAAGGUGCAGAUAAUUAAUAAGAAGCUGGAUCUUAGCAACGUCCAGUCCAAGUGUGGCUCAAAGGACAAUAUCAAACACGUCCCGGGAGGCGGCAGUGUGCAGAUAGUCUACAAACCAGUGGACCUGAGCAAGGUGACCUCCAAGUGUGGCUCCUUAGGCAACAUCCAUCAUAAACCAGGAGGUGGCCAGGUGGAAGUAAAAUCUGAGAAGCUGGACUUCAAGGAUCGAGUCCAGUCGAAGAUCGGGUCCCUGGAUAACAUCACCCAUGUCCCUGGUGGAGGGAAUAAAAAGAUUGAAACCCACAAGCUGACCUUCCGCGAGAACGCCAAAGCCAAGACUGACCACGGGGCGGAAAUUGUGUACAAGUCGCCCGUGGUGUCCGGGGACACGUCUCCACGGCACCUCAGCAACGUGUCGUCCACCGGCAGCAUCGACAUGGUAGACUCGCCGCAGCUGGCCACGCUCGCCGACGAGGUGUCCGCCUCCCUGGCCAAGCAGGGUUUGUGAUCAGGCCUGCGGGGCGGUCAGUAGUCGCGGAGAAGCGAGAGUGAGAGAGUGUGGGAGAAAAGAGUCACGCCCCGGCCCUCCGCCCUCCGCCCUCCGCCCUCCGCCCUCCGCCCUUCGCCCUCCCCCAGCUGCUCCGCACAGAUCGGUCGUUCAGGUCACCCCGGACCUGCUUAGGCUCGGCACUUCGAAAUCAGUGAUGGGGACAGGAGCAAAUUGCAGCUUUCCAAAUUGAUGGGUGGGCUAAUAAUAAAAUAUUUUUAAAAAACAUUUAAAAACAUGGCCACACCCAACAUUUCCUCGGGCAAUUCCAUUUGAUUCUUUUUUUUGUCGCCCCCUCCGGGUGGAAGAGGGAAGAGAGGCUCUAAAGCCACCUGUGGGGAACUUCAAGGGACUGGGGACGCCUCCGCCUCCUGGCGGUAUCAGACGCAGUGGCAGCAACAAAGGAUCUGAGACUUGGUGUGUUUGUGGAGCCACAGGCAGAUGAGGUCACCCUUGUGUGAGUGUAGUGAG
Messenger RNA from Cynocephalus volans (Philippine flying lemur), 3340 nucleotides. RefSeq names its product microtubule associated protein tau (gene MAPT). The coding region runs from base 179 to 2830 and encodes 883 amino acids. The transcript is spliced from 15 exons. Gene Ontology annotation, molecular function: microtubule binding. NCBI's taxonomy places the organism in Eukaryota, Metazoa, Chordata, Mammalia, Dermoptera, Cynocephalidae. The record is from RefSeq and is a predicted model, not a curated record. Gene Ontology annotation, cellular component: neuron projection. Gene Ontology annotation, biological process: microtubule cytoskeleton organization; neuron projection development.